UUUUAAAGUAUUCUUUAUAGACCUGGUUAAUUAAAAGUAUAUUUAAAUAUUAUUAUUUUUAAUUGUGCGUGUAAAACAUAAUCAAUGCCUCAAAACAUUGCGAUAAUUGGAGCUGGAAUUAUUGGCCUGUCCACUGCUUGUAAGAUACAGGAAGAUAUACCAGGAUGCAAGGUGACAAUAUUCUAUGAUGAGUGUUCACCAAACACGACAGGAGAUAUCUCUGCUGGGUUUAUCUACCCUUACGAAUGCGGGAACGAUGAAGAAAACCAGGCCAUUUAUUUUCGACAAACAUUGGAGCGCUUUAGAGUGUUGUAUGACAGACAGGAUGCGUUUGAAAUAGGUAUUGGAGAAAUGACUGGCUUCUUAGUUGGUGAGGAUGCAAAACUGACAGAAGUUUUAAAAGAAUUCCCAAACUUUCGUAAAGCAAGUGAGGCAGAGUGCCAUCACUUUUUGAGAGAUACUAAAGAAAGGCCAGUGUACACAUUGACUACUUGGAUUUGUGAAUGCACACGUUAUCUACCAUGGUUGACAAAGAGUAUUGAACUAAAAGGCGGAAAAUUGAUAAAAAAGCACAUUUCUUCAUUUGAGGACUUAUCUGAUUUUGACAUCAUUAUAAACUGUGCUGGCAUUGGGGCAAAGUUUCUUACAUCGGACAAAGAAUUGUAUCCAGUCAGAGGGCAGGUAUAUGCAGUUGAAGCUCCUUGGAUUAAACAUUUCUAUUUGUUUAAUGAUUACUACAUUCUACCACGCUUAACUGAUGUAGUUUUGGGAGGGACACAUCAAUAUGACAAUUACAACUUGGAAGUUGACGAAAAAGAUUCUGAUAAGAUAUGGCGCUACUGCUGCGAGUUUGAACCAAGUUUGCGAUACAGCAAAAUCAAAAGUCAACAUGUUGGUUUAAGACCAAAGAGAACAGCAAUCAGAAUUGAGCUGGAACAACAAAAACUGAGCAAUCGCACAGUCACUAUUCUUCAUAACUAUGGCCAUGGUGGUUCUGGUGUCACUAUGCAUUGGGGAUGUGCAAUAAAAGCAUCUCAAUUACUUCAACAACAUUUAAAUCUUGUGCAAAAACUCUGAAAGACUAAAUGUUCAUUCAUGUUCUUUUAAAGCCACAACGCUUUUUACAUAGGUUCACCUUAUGUUUAAUAAUUAUUUCAUGCUUUUAGCAGUACUGUUUAAUUUAAAUCUGUUAAAUUUUGUGUUAUUUUAGCAACCAGGUUAAUUUGUGAGCAGUAUAAACAAUUUUAUUUAUUUUGUAAAGUAAACAAUAAAGUGUUAUUUUAAGUCAAUGAUUUUAUAACACCAUAGCUUAUACAUAUGGAUGUAAAUGCUAUGAUAAAAUGUAUAUAUGUACUUUUAAUAUAGAAUUCUAUGCAAUUUGUGCUUAUAUAUCAUAUUGUUUGCUUGUGAAAUUACAGUAAACUUUGCUUAUCAAGUGGAUGCAAA
Messenger RNA from Ciona intestinalis (vase tunicate), 1446 nucleotides. Lineage: Eukaryota; Metazoa; Chordata; Ascidiacea; Phlebobranchia; Cionidae. The record is from RefSeq and is a predicted model, not a curated record.